AUGAGGGGAAGUGGUAUUUCUGACGAAUAUAGUUACUUCAAAGGAUCAUCGCCUUUUCAGCGAGGAUAUGGCAGUUCACAAAGAGGUGCAGGAAUUGGAGAUGUAAUGCGAGGGCUUUGGCGUUUCUUCCUCCCAAUUAUUAAACAAGCUGGUACUACAGUGGCAGGGGAAGCACUAAAUACUGGCCAAAGGGUAUUAGAGAGAGUAAAUCAGGGAGAGCCACUUAAGGCAGCUCUAAAGGAAGAGGGAAGGAAGGGAAUCGAUAAUGUUUUAGACAAAGGAGGAUUACCAAAACAAUUUGGUACUGGUCGUAAGAAGGGUAUAAAAAGGAACGCUAUACCGUCAUAUCAAACAAUUAUUGGCAAAAAAGUUAAAAAACGCGUAAGAUCAGACGCCUUUGGACUUUAUUAA
Meloidogyne enterolobii is the source of this 411-nucleotide messenger RNA. The record is from the annotation of a GenBank genome assembly. Lineage: Eukaryota; Metazoa; Nematoda; Chromadorea; Rhabditida; Meloidogynidae.